AUGACAUCAAGCAGCCAAAGUUCUGAAAACUCCAAAACUUGUCCAUCUAACAACUUCAAAGCAGCCACCAAGAAAGAAGACGACAAAGAUGAAGAAGAAGAGGAAGAAGAAGAAGAGGAGGAUGAAGAAGAGAGAUCAGCAGAUCAGAGCCCAUCUAACAAUAGCUAUGUGGAAGAGAGUGGGAGCCACCACCAUGAUCAUAACAAUGAUCAGAUCAAGAAAAAUGGUGGAUCUGUGAGGCCAUACAACCGUUCAAAGACUCCAAGGCUGCGGUGGACACCUGAGCUCCAUCUCUGCUUUCUUCAAGCUGUGGAGAGACUGGGUGGACCAGAUAGAGCAACACCGAAGCUUGUUCUUCAAUUGAUGAACGUCAAGGGGCUAAGUAUUGCCCAUGUCAAGAGCCAUCUUCAGAUGUACAGAAGCAAGAAGACUGAUUACCUAAAUCAAGGAGAUCAAGGAUUUUCGUUUGAACAUGGAGAUGGUUACACUUACAACCUUAGCCAACUUCCAAUGCUACAAAGUUUUGAUCAAGGGCCUUCUACUAGUUUAGGAUAUGGUGGUGGUUCCUGGAUCGACCAUAGACGACAGGUCUACCGUAGCCCUUGGAGAGGCUUAACCACACGAGACAAUACAAGAACAAGACAAACACUGUUUAGCUCACAGAUUGGCGAGAGAUUUCAUGGAGUUAGCAAGAGUAUUCUUGAUGAUAAGAAUAAAACUAUUUCGUUUCGAACCAAUUCUCAUGAAGCGGCUCAUGCCAGCAAUGGUAUAGGUGAAGCUGUUCCAAGAAGUCAUAGAAGUUUUCUUGAAGGUAUGAGAACGUUUAACAAAUCAUGGGGACAUAGCUUCUCCUCUAAUCCUAAUAUCUCGGUCGCAUCAAGACCACAAGAUCAUAUUGCUAUGACACAAAAUUCUCAUCAACGUGACAAUCCUCGAGUGGGAGAAGAAACGGAGAAUGAUUUGAAGAGGAAAAGAUUGUUAUUAUCUGGUGACAACAAUAAGUCGAACCAAGAUUUGGAUCUAAGCUUGUCCCUUAAGGUACCUCCUACACACAACAACCUUGGAGAAUGCUUCUUAGAAGAGGAAGAAAAAGAGCAUGAUGAUCAAGAGGAUAGCAAGCGGUUGUCUCUUUCAUUAUCCUCGUCGAGUUUACAACUCGGUCGAGCGAUUAGGAAAGAAGAGCAAAAUGAUCAUAAAAAGAGAAAGAUAUCGGUCUUGGCAAGUCCCCUUGAUCUCACUUUAUGAAUAUAUACAGCAAAAUAUAUAUACGUAUAUUCUAAGUGAGAUGUUGAGGUACUUGUUGGUGGAAAGACGGUUCUUUGUUGUUUAUCAUUCGUUGCAUACUUGUGACAAGACCCAUAACUAAGGUUAUAAUAGAGACGUUUAUUUUGGUCCUUUUUCCCACAUAUUUUUUUCGAGAUGUUAAAUUCUUGUUUUAAGUAUAAAUGUUUUGUGAUCGAGUUGUGAGCAAACACUUGUUUUAUUCUGAAUAGUAACCAAGAAAUAUAUUAGCGAGUCUAUACGGUUUUGAGAGUUACAAGACGUUGCACGUUGUCUUGGUUGUGUCUUGUUGUGAGACGUUGCAAAUCUAUGUUUAGUUCCCGUUGUUUCACUCACUCUCACACAACAAGUGGUCAAUAUUAUGCUACCUAACAUGGAGAUCUAGUCG
This is a messenger RNA of Eruca vesicaria subsp. sativa (arugula), 1669 nucleotides long. The record is from the annotation of a GenBank genome assembly. Lineage: Eukaryota; Viridiplantae; Streptophyta; Magnoliopsida; Brassicales; Brassicaceae.